AGAACUCCAAUGCCCAAAUAUAGAGACCAAGAAAACAUUACUCUUGUCUGAACUUUGUGUGGUGUGUAUGAUAUAACAUGGAGCAAGUGAAAGUCCUCAGCUCAGAGACGAGUCCAUUCGGCAUGCGCGUCUUAAUUGCCUUGGAAGAGAAAAGUGUAAAAUAUGAAUACCAACAAGAGGAUCUGCCCUUCAAUAAGAGCGACCUACUCCUGCAAAUGAAUCCUGUGUACAAGAAAGUACCUGUCCUCAUCCACAAUGGCCAGCCCAUAUGCGAGUCUCUAAUCAUUCUUGAGUACAUUGAUGAGACCUGGGGCUCCGAGAAGAUUUUGCCAUAUAACCGCGCCCUUGCCCGUUUUUGGGCUGACUUCGUUGAUAAGAAGUUUCUUGACUCGGGGAUUCGUAUAGUUAAAUCGGAAGAUGAGGUUCAGGAGCAAGCCAAGCGUGAUUUUCUGGAGAACCUCCAAUAUUUAGAAGGGGCGUUGGAAAAAAUGUCAGCAGGAGGAACCCUGCCUUUCUUUGGGGGAAAGGAUUUUGGGUUCCUUGAUAUCGCCUUCAUUCCCUUCACUUCUUGGUUCCAUGCAUUUGAAACUAUUGGGAAUUUCAAGAUACCGUUUGAGACUGAAUACCCAAUGCUUGAUGCGUGGGUUAAGAGAUGUAUGGAGAGGGAGAGCGUCAAGAAAAAUCUGCUCUCCUCUGAUCGGGUGCUGGAGACGGCCUUAAAAAUCAGGAAGAGAUUUGUGGUAGAUUGAAUUGCAAGUAUUUCUUAAGUUGUUUAAGAGAAACUAGCUUCUGUAAGAGCUUUAAGGUAUAUAAGUUGUCUAGGAAAGUUUCGAUGGCAUCCCUGAAUUUAUUGUUGAACUGUCACAUAAUAUUUACGUCCUUGAAGGAUUUGGGUACUGUAAAUCAUGGUGUUUCUAAAUUAAGUGAAAUUUUGUUAUUGGA
Molecule: messenger RNA, 942 nt
Organism: Cryptomeria japonica (Japanese cedar)
Lineage: Eukaryota; Viridiplantae; Streptophyta; Pinopsida; Cupressales; Cupressaceae
Product: probable glutathione S-transferase parC
Exons: 2
Coding region: 78-749 (223 amino acids)
Biological process (GO): glutathione metabolic process
Cellular component (GO): cytoplasm
Molecular function (GO): glutathione transferase activity
Source: RefSeq, a predicted model, not a curated record